AUGGCAGAGUCGUGCUGCGCGCUCGUCUCGCUUGUUUGUUAUAAAAUUGUAAUAACUAGCGCGUCGCGUCGUGUUUUCUGUUCAUUCCGUUUCAUAUCGUUACGAGGACAACUCGUGUCCUCGUUAUCGAGGUACCUAUUACAAAUUUUGCGUCAGUGAUACUACCAAAUACUCGGUGCGUGACAGUCGGAAGAGUGCAUCCCUAGUUCUCAAGUAACCUAACGUAGUGUCUACUUUUUGAAUUUUAAUACAAACAAUAACUUUCAUUUUAAAAACAAAAAUAAUUACAUAAAAUGUUCAUUGUGGAAUGUAAAUAGUUGAAAAAGUAAAAACAGAGGAAUUCAGUGAAUGUUCAUGCUUUAAACGUACAGUGCUGUGUUAUUUUUACAUGGAAUAAACAGUGUGAGCCGUGGCCUCUGGGAAUAAGGUGGGUGGAUCAGACAACUGUCCACCGGAGAAAAAGCAAAUGUGCAUAAUUAAAAGGCGAGAGACAACAAUAAGCCCAUUAAAUAUGACUCUUGCAGCGCGAAUUACCCCACAAAAUGCGUGCUUGGAAGUAGGUGUGCCUCUGGGUGGCUGGUCGUCAGGUGUGGCAUGCUGUCCGAAUUGCAGGCACCAACUGCGAGUAUCACUCGCGCCGGCGUCGGGCAAGUGUCACGCGUUGCCGUCGCCGCACACGCCGCCUUUCACCGUCCCCCCAACGUAUUGGCCACAUUCGCCUUUGUACGCGCCGCCAUCACCGAUCGUUCCGGCGCCUUACAAUGAUGAACUGAAGCGGCUUGCUGAUACCCUCAGUGCGCUUAGGCUCUCUGGGUGGUACUACGAUACUUUGAAUUGGCAGGGAGCGAGAACAUUGUUAAAAGACGCCAGUGUCGGAGCUUUUGUCGUGAGAGACUCUGGAGAUAGAAACUUUAUAUUCUCACUAUCGGUGCAAACCGAAAGGGGCCCCACAUCCGUGAGGCUUCACUACGAACAAGGAUUCUUCAGGUUAGAUUGUGACAGACCGUUGGCUAGGUACAUGCCCCGGUUCAGAUGCGUGGUGGAAAUGGUGCAGCAGUACAGACGGGCGGGACAGCGCGGUGCGGCCGGUACGGUUUGGGUGGACCGCGAGGGGUGUCCACACUCGCCGGUGCUGCUCACCCAUCCACUAAGGAAGAGCCCCCCAUCUCUCAUGCACGCGGCCCGCCUCGCUGUACACAAAGCCCUCGACUCCAACCCCCUCACUCCCAAGCUCUGGUGCGCUCCUAAACACAGGCUCCUCCCUCUCCCCUCCACUCUAAUAGACUACCUAGGCGAAUAUCCGUACUCGAUCUAACGCUUUGUCUAACAUCGACAACCCUAAAUCCUACAAGCGUAUGUAACGCGCACCGAAUAACUAUCAUAAUAUUAUUUAAUUUAAUUUCUUUGUUUUGUACAAAAUAAAUCUUAUAUCUAGUACAGGUUGCUAGAAAGGGCCGGCUCCUAUUAUAAUUAUAUCGAUUAACAUUAUAAUUUAUAUUAGUGAUUUAAUGUAAUAAAAAUAAGUAUUGAAUAUGGGACUCAACUAUGGUAUUUAGUGAAAUUUUACGCAAUUUUUAAGCCAAUUCUGUGUCUGUAUAUAGUGUUGUUUAAAGGAUGUUAGCGCAAGACUGAUGCCUUUCAAAUCUAUUGGAAGAUCUUGACUCACUUCUCGUCUAGAUUAGUUAGUCCUGUAAAUAAUUUGAGCAUCUUAUAAACCGUAUGACCGUCUUGUACUUGUGGCGAUUGAUGCUAUAGUAUUAAAAAAGUAUUUAGUUAAUUAUACAUUAAAAAAACAAUUUGUAAUAUAAUUGCAAUUUAAGAAAUGAGGUAUGUAUAUCAUUUGUUUUUCUUCAAACUGUGCAAGAUAGUCAUGCGUUAUGUUACAUAAAUAAUGUAACAAUAAAAAAAUCGAAUCAUUAGACCUUCUGCUGAUAUUAUUAUUUUAGCAAAUUGUUCACUAAUGCCUUAUCUUGUCCAUUGUCUUAAGCGAUCAUCACAUUUAUAGUAAAUUAGUAUAUCAAUUUAUAAUUAUUUAUUUCUCGUUUAAUAUUUAAGUUAGUUUCAA
Molecule: messenger RNA, 2065 nt
Organism: Bombyx mandarina (wild silkworm)
Lineage: Eukaryota; Metazoa; Arthropoda; Insecta; Lepidoptera; Bombycidae
Gene: SOCS2-12
Product: SOCS2-12 protein
Biological process (GO): intracellular signal transduction; phosphatidylinositol phosphate biosynthetic process
Cellular component (GO): phosphatidylinositol 3-kinase complex
Molecular function (GO): 1-phosphatidylinositol-3-kinase regulator activity
Source: RefSeq, a predicted model, not a curated record